AUGGCGAAACUGCGGGAUGAAAGAUUCAUAUGCCCAGCUGGUACAGAUUAUGAUGUGGUUACUUGCCUUGACAUUAUUUCAUCAAAGCAGCUAACAAAUGCAGCUUGUAACUCAUUGUUAUUCAAGCUUGUGAUGGCAACAUUAACAAAUGAAUCAUCUGAAAUCUUGAGAAGACGGCAAUAUGCAUUAUUACUGAGUUAUUUGCAGUAUUGUAGCAGCAUUCUGGACUCUGAUGUCCCUCCAUCUGUUCUUUGGUUCUUGCUACUGGAGGAGCAAGAUGGUGAUGAUGAGGACAUCACUCUUCAAAAGGUUCUCAAGGAGCACAAUGAAUUAGCACAUGCCAACAUUUCCAUCAUAAGGAAGGAAGCUCAAGCUAUCGUUGAUUUGAUCAACCGUGCACAUCUACAGGUUGAAGUUACAGAUACUGCUCUUCUUGCUCUCAUUGAAAACUUUACACCACUGUAA
Zea mays is the source of this 465-nucleotide messenger RNA. Its product is annotated as nuclear pore complex protein NUP205. The coding region runs from base 1 to 465 and encodes 154 amino acids. The record is from RefSeq and is marked validated. Lineage: Eukaryota; Viridiplantae; Streptophyta; Magnoliopsida; Poales; Poaceae. The transcript has 4 exons.